This is a messenger RNA of Acanthopagrus latus (yellowfin seabream), 2855 nucleotides long. RefSeq names its product growth differentiation factor 10b (gene ifngr1l). Gene Ontology annotation, molecular function: cytokine activity; growth factor activity. The transcript is spliced from 3 exons. Lineage: Eukaryota; Metazoa; Chordata; Actinopteri; Spariformes; Sparidae. Bases 177 to 1562 code for a protein of 461 amino acids. Gene Ontology annotation, biological process: BMP signaling pathway; SMAD protein signal transduction. Gene Ontology annotation, cellular component: extracellular region. The record is from RefSeq and is a predicted model, not a curated record.
GCGUGCGUCCUCCCCCAUCUCUCCUCCCACUGUAGAAACAGCUGUAGACCGUGAACCGUGGAGUGCGGGUCUGACACGGAUUACCUGGAUACCGGCUCGGAGUCUGGGUGGGCAUCAAGCAGCGGGGAACAGAAAGGCAGCGCGUCUUUUUGUUUCUAGGAAACUUUCUUAUUUUCAUGGAAUCGUUUGCUAGACGUACAAGCAUGGCGAGCCGGCUUUUUCACACUCUGCACUUAUUGCUGAUUCUGGAGUCGAGCUGGGGUAAACUGGUGUCUGAGGAUCUCGGUGAAGCCGCGCGUCAAGGUGCCGAUGUGCCGCCGGCUGUGGAGGAGCGCGUCUUUGCGCACGGAAGCGCCAACCGGGACAUGGUCUCCAUCAACAUGUUCAAAGUGUAUGAGAAGUACAGCAAAGAGCCACUGCAGAGCCAGAGGGACGGAAACACCGUGAGGGGUUUUAAAGCUGUCCCGAGAGUCGUGCACGGCAAAGACGUGUUCGAGUUCAACCUGUCGUCCAUCCAAGAAUCAGAACACAUCCUCUCCGCCUCUUUUCAUUACCUCUACAAGCGCCCCCGCCACAACCAGCGACCGUGGCGUUUCCGAAGGCCUCGCCACCCAUCCGGCGGCCUCCAGCAUCCCUAUCCCACCUCCCCGCAGCUCCUCUUCCAUGGAUCAUCCCCAAACAAAGCCUUUGCGACACCACUGGGAAACAUAACUCUGGCUCCUUUCAAGAAAGGCUCUUGGCAAACAAGGGAUGUAACAGCGGUGAUGAAACACGCCAGGGAUGUUAAAGAGCUCGUGGUCACCGUGGAGUUUGAUAUGGGGUUCGGGGCGGCUCGGGUGCAGCAGAGGAGUCCUCACGGCCAAGAGCGCCUCUCUCCCGCCAGCCUGCCGUACAUCUUGAUAUACGCCGACGAUCGAGCUAUAGACGAGCCGAACAGCGUGGCCAUGUCGCUCCAGCGGUACGGUUCCUUCCCUGUAGGGGAGGAUGCGUCCCCCUCAGCCUCAAGGAUCCGGAGGGAGCUUCAUCUCCAGAUCCAGACCAACGACAUCCCGGAGGUCCAGUACAACACCUUGAAGAAUCAUGAACUGUGGCAGAACACGUAUUUCCCAGCGAAAGCCAAAGCGUCAGUGAAACCGGGGAGGAAGCAGGGUCAGGAGAGCCACGAGGGCCUGAGCAAGCCCCAGGUGCUGAGCUUCGACGAGAGGACAAUGAAAAAGGCCAGGAGGAGACAGUGGAGCGAGCCCAGGGUGUGCUCCAGGCGCUACCUCAGGGUGGACUUCGCUGACAUCGGCUGGAGCGAGUGGGUUUUGGCGCCAAAGUCGUUUGAUGCCUACUACUGCGCCGGAACCUGUGGAUUCCCCAUCCCUAAAGUGGUGCGUCCCUCCAACCACGCCACCAUCCAGAGCAUCGUCAGAGCUGUGGGGAUCGUCCCGGGUGUCCCUGAGCCGUGCUGCGUCCCAGAGAAGAUGAGUCCCCUCAGCGUUCUCUUCCUCGACCCAAACAGGAAUAUGGUGCUGAAGGUUUACCCCGGCAUGUCUGUGGAUACCUGCGCCUGCCGAUAGGGCUGGAGCCACUGAGACGCUCAAUAGAGAUUACAAAAAUAAAGAUUACGAGGAGGACCUAGAUGUAGACUCGGCAGAUAUGAGGAGGGCAUUUCCGCAUCGGGGAGGACAGUAUUGAUGAGGACAGCUGGGGAUAAACUGUAGGUCUGGAGUCUCAAUUGAGAACUCUCUUCUGACCCUAGGACUGGACUUGGUCCAUCGGACGUGACUCCAUUCUUUCCUGUUUAUCUAACAAUUUUAAUAAAUGUGUUUUCCUCCACACUGCAUGUAUCUAAAAGCAGCAUUUUCUAUGUAUUACUGGACGUUUGAAGUACAAAAAUCCUACCGGUGGAUCUUCGUCUCUGUUGAUCCUUCAUAAGCUUUUCACUCCUUUUUCAGCACAUUUCCACUUUUAUAAAGUGAUAUAUAUAUUUUUUGCCUGUAUUAAUAUUAGACAAGAUAAGACUUUACUUGUCCUGGACUCAGACCUGGUUUCGGGAUUUGGUCCCAACAUGACCAAGCUCAAUUUCGACAGUUUCUGAUCUGGCAUCAGUAUCUCCUGUUGCCUCUCUCCGUCUUAAGGAUUCAACAGAAUUACACUGCACAUUGACUCACAGGCUCAGGAGGGUCGAAGGGACACAUGUUCACGUCCUGCAAAAGUAAUUAGUCCUUUGUCGUGUAAAUACAGUAGUUACUAACGCCAACUAAAUGGUACUUAUUCUCAAGUGAUGUGUCUCACAGGCUGUCAUGUUGUCACUGAAUACCUCCCAUAUAUUAGCUAAGAAAUGUUAAUCAUGCAUGAGAGGUCAUUUUUGUCUUUGAACUACAUUCCAAUAGUCAUUUGUUUAUAUUUGUAUAUAAUAAGAUUUGAUGUCCUACAAGCAUUGAGUGACUUGUGACACGUUACAGCACAGAGGGGGAAAAACGGUGCGUUGCUGCCACCUGCUGUGCAUUCUGGGAAUGUUUAAGGGGCUAAAACAUUUUAAAGGAAGUGGUUGUAGUGCUUCCUGUGGCCAUUCAGUGUUUCCCUUUCCUUUCAUACAUAAAAACUGCUCAUCGAAGGUGACAUGUACAGUUUGUAAUAAUAGCAGAAUUCCAUAGUCAUGAAUUAAUAAGGGAUAAAUGUAUCCAGCCUUUGUAACUGUAUGGCUAAACAUGUAUUUGAAUAGUUGUGUGAUGUGUGGUUUAACAUAUCAUGAACAUGAUGUAUGCCCGGUAUGGAAAUAAACUGAACUGUACAUAAGGUCAGAGAUAAUUGCUGACUUUUUUUUUUUUGUAUUUUUAGACAGUAUAUAAAGCAUAUGCCUAGACAUA